Molecule: messenger RNA, 1557 nt
Organism: Trametes versicolor FP-101664 SS1
Lineage: Eukaryota; Fungi; Basidiomycota; Agaricomycetes; Polyporales; Polyporaceae
Product: MFS general substrate transporter
Exons: 5
Coding region: 1-1557 (518 amino acids)
Biological process (GO): transmembrane transport
Molecular function (GO): transmembrane transporter activity
Source: RefSeq, a predicted model, not a curated record
AUGUCUCUCUCUGGUGUCCACGCCCAGGAGCUGCAGUGCGAUGCAGAUGGAGCGUCCUCCUCGGAGACGCUGCCAUCACCCAUCCCCGCGCCAGGGGCGGAGCCGCAGAAGGACCCGUCUUCCAACUUUGCCGUGGUCGGAGGCGCAAAGGAAUUCAGCUUCCUUCUUAUCCCGAAGAGUCUGCAAUAUGACCCACAACAUCCGGCACACUUUGGACUGGCGAUGAAUGUUACGUUCGGGCUUGCCAGUACAUUCAGUGCUUCACCCAAUCACACCGUAACAUACCAUGAAGUCUCAAAUAUCCCGACCCUUGUUCAGGCUGGCUAUGUUAUCGGCCUCAGGCUAUUCAUUACUCCUCUUGGCGACCUCGUCCGACGACGACAGCUGCUCCUGCUGCUCGCGGCGAGAACAGCCUCACUCACUAUAGGUCUCGCGAUCACCAAAAACCUCGUCGUAUUUGAAGUGCUGUCAUUCCUGAUUGGCAUAGGCAGCGUCACGCCGCAAAUUCUGAUGCCCCUCGCAGCCACUCUUGCGCCACCGGAGCGCCGCGCCUCUGCGCUCUCCAUUGUUCUUUCUGGCCUACUCUUCGGUGUGCUCAUCGCGCGGGUCCUCGCCGACGUCGUCGCGCCGUUUGUAACCUGGUGCGUCGUGUACUUUGGGGCGAUCGGCGUGCAGUACGGCGUGCUCGUGAUGCUCUACUUCAUGCUCCCGGACUACCCCGCCAAGAACAAGGGCAUCACAUACUUUGGCAUUCUUUACAGCAUGGUGAAGUUCACCGUCACGGAGCCACUGCUCGUGCAGGCCAUCCUAAUUACCAUCCCGUCCAGCGUGUGCUUCACGAACUACAUCGUGAUUGGUCUAUUCAGCCUGGUUCCGGGUAUGGUGGGCAUUGCAACGGCGCCAUUCGUUGGGUGCACGAUCGACGGGCUCGUGCCGUGGUCCGUGACGCUCGUCGUGAUCUCCAUGCUCACGCUCACGUUCACGCUCCAGACGGUGGCGGUCGCCAUCGUCGUCGAUGUCUGCAUCGGGCUUGACGUCUUCCGGCAGACGCAGCAGGUGUCAAUCACGACGGCUGUGCUCGGGCUCGAGCCUAAUGCGCGUUCGCAGCUCAACGCGGUCGUCCUGCUUUCCCUAUUCAUUGGACAGGUGAUGGGCACCGCUGUAGGGUCCAAGGUUUACACAGACCACGGCUGGCGGCCGGAUGCCUCGCUCAACCUUGCAUGGACGGUCUUCUCGCUCAUCGUCCUGCUUGUGCGUGGACCGCAUGUCCCGCGGUACACAUGGUUCGGGUGGUCCAGCGGGUGGGAGCUCCGGAAAAGCAGAGUCGUGGCGCGGCAGCAGGCCGAACACGAUGCAGCUUCGAGGGACUUGGAAUCUGCAGGUGAAGGUGCGGCCGUAGAAGACAAGGGCGCUUCAGACGAGAAGCGACGGAGUGCAGAUGAGGCGGAGGAGCGAGAACGGGAGCGUUCCGCGGAGAAGCGGGGGGAUGAGGCUGUACGAUCCUUGCGGGGUCCGUCGCUCGCAGUGCACUGCUCCCGCCGUUGUCCGCUCGCGUGA